AGUGCGCAUGCGCAGUAUCUUUGACGUGUUUUUAUUUUAACACACCAAAUAAUGUGUGAAAAUAAACUCUUCUCGUAUAUUUCAUAAGAUAAUUUUAUUCUUUCAAUACAUACACCUAUCAAACCAGUCAAAAUACCUACAUAGUUAACAAAACACGUUGGCAAUGAUGUCAAGAUACAAACAGCCUAAAAAACUGGAGACCAUAGCACUAAGCAGACUUGGAGAUUGGGUGGCACAACAAGCUGAAGAACAAAUGCUACCUAUUGCAAUGCUAUCGCAGCGCGACACUAACGAAGCACAAACAACACUAUCACGUAAUGUGGAUAGCAUUAGAUCGUACUUAGAUAUAAACGUACCUUGGAUGCUACACGAUCUAUUGGUAAAUGAAACUAUCAGAGCAUUGUCAGAACUCCUUGAGAAAACCAAACAGUCAUUAGGAUUUAGGGGUUGCAUGGGAAAGUUUGUCAGCCAAAUGAACGUAAUUAUUAAAAUGGCAGAAGUAUUAUUUACAAAAAAAUUAACAAUAGUAUCUAUUGAUGCCAUUCCAAAGAUAUUACGUUCAAUAUUUUAUUCUAAGUUAUACAUGCUGAAAGGACUCGUUUCUUUAAACCUAGGUUCACUAUCAGGAGGUUGGAAAACUGCAGAUAUGGAAGAUGCAGUAAUUAAAUCCUUAAAGGAACUACACUGCUUAAAAUAUUUAACUAUGAGUUAUGAUUGUACAAAUAAUAUACUACAAUGUAUCGUUGAAAAUUGUAAAUUCAUAGAAAAAUUGGACGUAUCUUGUUCAAAAUGUAUUACUAAUGAGAGCAUUGAAAUUGUGUCGAAGUUAAAAAAUUUGAGGAGCAUCCAAUUAUACAGAACUUUUGUAACUUUAGACGGUUUUGUAAAUUUACUGUUAAAUUGCAAAAAACUUGAAGAUAUUGGCAGAUGUGACGAUAUCGGGAAAGUUUUAGAGAAUAUUGACUCAAAUUAUGCUGAAUUGUUGACAUUUAAUUUGAAAAUAUAUGUAAGUCGUUACGCGACAAGUAAUCAGUUGCAGUUAGCAGUACAAAUGUGUCCUUAUAUAAGAAGUAUGACCGUUUUCCAUAAUAGCUUGCAAAGUGAUUUAAUGGUUCUUAUAGGUUUAAGAGACCUUACAGAACUGAAAUUAUUAUCAUGUGACUUUUAUGCCGAUCAAAUAAAACAAGUUCUUCAAGUUAAGGGCUGCAAUAUAGUAAAUUUGCAUCUGGAGCAUGUUGACCAAAUUGAUUUAAAUGCUCUUAUGUACAUCAGUCAGAUGUGCCCAUUUUUAGAAAACUUGACUCUUUAUAAUUGCACGUUGAUACAACAUACAUCACUGUAUACAAAAAAACUAGAAAUAUCACCGUUCCGUAAUCUUAAAAAAAUUACCUGUGUUUCUACAUGCACAGAAGAACAGUUACUGUUUAUUUUCACCAAUUGCUUGAAUAUACAAUUCAUUCAUUUAGGGACAGCAAUACAACUCACUGAUGACUUAUUGUUAAAAAUUCUAGACACAAAUCCACUCGUUUAUUUAAAAGAACUGCGAAUUAUGCAAUCAGAUUCUUUGACAAUGAUUUCUGUAGAGAGAAUUAUUCAAAGCUGCAUGAGUUUAGAGAUUUUAGUAGAAUUAGAGAGUUGGUCUUUGUUAACUGAUAAUGAUCGCGAAUACGUAAGAAACUAUAUAAAACUGAACAAUUAUAAUAUCGAUACUUCUCCCAUCAGGAGAUAUGAUUCGUAAAAAAGUAAUAAACAAGUACUUUAAACCUUCGAAAGUAAAAAAAAUGUGGAAUUGCUCACAAACGCUACCUUAUUUGCGAUGCAAGGGUGCACGUAAUGGGGCACGAUAUUUCAGCAAAGACCUAGUACCGACCAGUACCUACCUACCUACUUAUAAAAUAUGCAUUUUCUACUAUUACCAUAAACGCCUGGAAAUGUAGGUACCUAUUAGCCACGAACCAUCACGAAUGCGAGACUUUGAGAAUUGACUAAAAGUAUACAAAGAGAUCCUGCUGAAGAAAUGGCGCUGGACUAGGAUGUUGUGAGACCAGACUUAAUAUCUGCCCAAGCGAGGUCUGGCGUGGCUUACCACCAAGAAGCAUUGAGAAGGAAGCUGUCUCAUUUGGUUUGCUGCGCAAGAUCGAAAGGAGUGGAAAGGCCUUCUGUGAGGCUAAGGUAUACCCUUGAUGAAGGAUAACAUGAUGUCAUCAAUAACAAGACAUCCUUAACGUCGUCAACUGGACCUAUCCAAGAACCUAGCUGGGGCCCGAUUCUACUAAUUUUACUUAAGCGACAUACGAUUCACGUUCGACUGCGAUCCAAUCACGACUCGAUUACGAUUGAAGCGUAUGUGGCAUUCCGCUAUUUUUCUUUGAAAUAA
Helicoverpa zea (corn earworm) is the source of this 2377-nucleotide messenger RNA. RefSeq lists its product as uncharacterized. NCBI's taxonomy places the organism in Eukaryota, Metazoa, Arthropoda, Insecta, Lepidoptera, Noctuidae. The transcript is spliced from 2 exons. The record is from RefSeq and is a predicted model, not a curated record. The coding region runs from base 164 to 1738 and encodes 524 amino acids. Gene Ontology annotation, biological process: SCF-dependent proteasomal ubiquitin-dependent protein catabolic process. Gene Ontology annotation, cellular component: SCF ubiquitin ligase complex.